Messenger RNA from Mercenaria mercenaria, 1379 nucleotides. RefSeq lists its product as uncharacterized. The transcript is spliced from 4 exons. Bases 25 to 507 code for a protein of 160 amino acids. Lineage: Eukaryota; Metazoa; Mollusca; Bivalvia; Venerida; Veneridae. The record is from RefSeq and is a predicted model, not a curated record.
AGAAAUAUAUAAGCAGCAUAAACCAUGUCGGACCAACGGACUAUUGUUAUUGCUGUUGAAGAUAGUGAGCACUCUAUGUUUGCAUUUGAUUUUUACGUUGACAAUGUCCACAAGCCUGGAGAUCGUAUUGUCCUUGUCCAUGUGCCAGAGUAUAGCAAUGUAAUUACAGACUCGUCUUUAUUAACAGACACACAGAUCCUUGCGGAGUUACUGAAAGUAACGGAAGAGAAAACACAAGAAUUGAUAGAUAAAUAUACUUUGAAAAUGGAGGAACUGCGACUUAGUGGAUACGUAAAGCAACAAAACGGAAGUCCAGGGGAGGCCAUUUUAGAAGUUGUGGAAGAAGAGGGAGCAGUUCUGUUGAUUUUAGGAUCAAGAGGGCGAGGAUUUAUUCGCAGGACGUUUUUAGGAAGUAUAAGUGAUUACUGUCUCCACAACUGCAAUGUCCCUGUAAUAGUGUGUAGACAUAAGAAAUUUAAAUGUUCUCAUGACCAAGGUAAACAGUGAAUACGAAGGACUUCUUCAUCACAGAACACGAUAAUUCAAAACAGUCUAAAAGGAUUAACGUAGCAGUCCCCUUGGCAGGUGUAAAAUACUUUCAGUAACCUGUUUCCGAAAGAUGCAUUCUGUUAUUUUAUGAUAUUCCUUUUACUAAAAAGUGAACACUUUUAAAAUCACCCUUUCUUUAUUGCAGCUGUAAAAACUAUCAUUAAGCUGUUUGAAAGAGAUAUAUUUUGUAUAUUUUUCAUAUCUGAUACUUUACUCAAAAACAAGGUUGAAUUUAUAUCGCAUAUAUAAAUAUCAUGAAAGAAUAAACUGUUUAUCUUAACUUAUAACAUCGAAAAGUUCUCAUAGGAUAAAAGAUGGUUUUAAAUAAUGUUUUUCUUAUGUGAUGCGAAGUCAAUUAUAUAAUUGAUCAUAUCUUUAGUAGCCUAAGCAAUGAUGUAACGCACACAUUACUUUAUAUUUCAAGCCUAUUCGAUGCAUGUAUUUAAUAUAAUGUUUGUUUUAUUCAAUUCUAAUAAUUACUCUGAUUCAUAUCAAAGUCUACACGUAUGACGUAUAUUAACAAAAAGAAUUUGAAAUGGAUAUUGUUUAUUUUACGGAAACAGUUAAAACCCUGUUGGACUGUACAAAUUCGCAAAUAGAUUAUUUAUUUUGUCUUUUGUAGUAACGUCUGUAAUCUCCUAUUAGAACUGCGUUGAGACUGUCCAUGUACCAGACAUAUUGAAGCAGUUUCAAACACUUGUUGUAGGUACGUUUGUGUAAUAUAUUAAAUUUAGUUAUAUAAUAUAUUUAAUGGAAUGGGCUAUCAUGUGAGUGGCUAAUUCAAUAUAUUAUCACAUCAGUUUCCAGCAAUCUUGCUUUUGCUUAGUGUG